Messenger RNA from Rhinolophus ferrumequinum (greater horseshoe bat), 5006 nucleotides. It is a transcript of the gene TP63, whose product is annotated as tumor protein p63. Bases 1 to 2043 code for a protein of 680 amino acids. Gene Ontology annotation, biological process: apoptotic process; protein tetramerization; regulation of transcription by RNA polymerase II. Gene Ontology annotation, molecular function: protein binding; DNA-binding transcription factor activity, RNA polymerase II-specific; RNA polymerase II cis-regulatory region sequence-specific DNA binding. NCBI's taxonomy places the organism in Eukaryota, Metazoa, Chordata, Mammalia, Chiroptera, Rhinolophidae. The record is from RefSeq and is a predicted model, not a curated record. Gene Ontology annotation, cellular component: nucleus. The transcript has 14 exons.
AUGAAUUUUGAAACUUCACGGUGUGCCACACUACAGUACUGCCCUGACCCUUACAUCCAGCGGUUCGUAGAAACCCCAGCUCAUUUCUCUUGGAAAGAAAGUUAUUAUCGGUCCACCAUGUCCCAGAGCACACAGACAAGUGAAUUCCUCAGUCCAGAGGUUUUCCAGCAUAUCUGGGAUUUUCUGGAACAGCCCAUAUGUUCGGUUCAGCCCAUUGACUUGAACUUUGUAGAUGAACCAUCAGAAAAUGGCACAACAAACAAGAUUGAGAUUAGCAUGGACUGUAUCCGCAUGCAGGACUCGGACCUGAGUGACCCCAUGUGGCCACAGUACACGAACCUGGGGCUCCUGAACAGCAUGGACCAGCAGAUUCAGAACGGCUCCUCGUCCACCAGCCCCUACAACACAGACCACGCGCAGAACAGCGUCACGGCGCCCUCGCCCUAUGCACAGCCCAGCUCCACCUUCGAUGCCCUCUCGCCGUCGCCUGCCAUCCCCUCCAACACUGACUACCCGGGUCCGCACAGCUUCGACGUGUCCUUCCAGCAGUCCAGUACUGCCAAGUCGGCCACCUGGACGUAUUCCACUGAACUGAAGAAACUAUAUUGCCAAAUUGCCAAGACAUGCCCCAUCCAGAUCAAGGUGAUGACCCCACCUCCUCAGGGCGCUGUCAUCCGUGCCAUGCCUGUCUACAAGAAAGCUGAGCAUGUCACCGAGGUGGUGAAACGGUGUCCCAACCACGAGCUGAGCCGUGAAUUCAAUGAGGGACAGAUUGCCCCUCCUAGUCAUUUGAUUCGAGUAGAAGGGAACAGCCAUGCCCAAUACGUAGAAGACCCCAUCACAGGAAGACAGAGUGUGCUGGUACCUUAUGAGCCACCCCAGGUUGGCACAGAAUUCACAACAGUCUUGUACAAUUUCAUGUGUAACAGCAGUUGUGUUGGAGGGAUGAACCGCCGUCCAAUUUUAAUCAUUGUUACUCUGGAAACCAGAGAUGGGCAAGUCCUGGGCCGCCGCUGCUUUGAGGCCCGGAUCUGUGCUUGCCCAGGGAGAGACAGGAAAGCAGAUGAAGACAGCAUAAGAAAGCAGCAAGUCUCGGACAGCACAAAGAAUGGUGAUGGUACGAAGCGCCCUUUUCGUCAGAACACACAUGGCAUCCAGAUGACAUCCAUCAAGAAACGAAGAUCCCCAGAUGAUGAACUCUUAUACUUACCAGUGAGGGGCCGUGAGACAUACGAAAUGCUGUUGAAGAUCAAAGAGUCCCUGGAACUCAUGCAGUACCUGCCUCAGCACACGAUUGAAACAUACAGGCAGCAGCAGCAGCAGCAGCACCAGCAUUUACUUCAGAAACAGACCUCGAUGCAGUCUCAGUCUUCAUACGGUAACAGCUCCCCACCUCUGAACAAAAUGAACAGCAUGAACAAGCUGCCAUCUGUGAGCCAGCUUAUCAACCCUCAGCAGCGCAACGCCCUCACUCCCACCACCAUUCCCGAUGGCAUGGGAGCCAACAUUCCUAUGAUGGGCACCCACAUGCCAAUGGCUGGAGACAUGAAUGGACUCAGCCCCACCCAGGCCCUCCCUCCCCCACUCUCCAUGCCAUCCACCUCCCACUGCACCCCCCCACCUCCGUACCCCACAGAUUGCAGCCUUGUCAGUUUCUUAGCGAGGUUGGGCUGUUCAUCAUGUCUGGACUAUUUCACGACCCAGGGGCUGACCACCAUCUAUCAGAUUGAGCAUUACUCCAUGGAUGAUUUGGCAAGUCUAAAAAUCCCUGAGCAAUUCCGACAUGUCAUCUGGAAGGGCAUCCUGGACCACCGGCAGCUCCAUGAUUUUUCGUCCCCUCCCCACCUGCUGCGGACCCCCAGUGGUACCUCUACAGUCAGUGUGGGCUCCAGUGAGACCCGGGGUGAGCGUGUUAUUGACGCCGUGCGCUUCACUCUCCGCCAGACCAUCUCCUUCCCACCCCGAGAUGAGUGGAAUGACUUCAACUUUGACAUGGAUGCUCGUCGCAACAAGCAACAGCGCAUCAAAGAGGAGGGCGAGUGAGCCCUGCUGUGUGAGCUCCUUCCAUUCUCUUCCCUUCUGCCCAUCCCCCUAUAAGGCGCUACUGUUUGACCUUUCAAGCAUUCUCACUAUCUCCUUUCUCUUCUCAGUCUGGUUUCUUAAGGGAAGGAGAAGUCAGAAGCUACCUUUUACCUAACGUCCAAGCUGGUCGCUGAUUCUGGCUUUAAGCCUUCAAAUCUGUUGCUUGCAGGACGGAAGUUGUCAUGGCUAGGUAGAAGGGAGCAAAAAAGCAGUGGGUAUCUUCUUAGGCUGCAGAGAUCUCUCAUUGACUUUUAUAAAGCAUUUUCACCCUUAUAGUCUAAGACUAUAUAUAUAAAUAUAUAAAUAUACAGUAUAUAUUUUUUGAGUGGGGGGCAUUGAGUAUUGUUUAAAAUGUAAUUUAAAGGAAAGGAAAUUGAGUUGCACUUAUCAACUUUUUUUUUUUAAUUUACUUGUUUUAGGUGGCUUAUCUAUAUAUAUACCCCUUCUCUCAAGGGGUACCAUGUAUGGUAAUAUAUAUUUACAGCUUGAUGGUACAUGUGAGUGACAACGAUGUAUAUGUCCCUUCAGUUCCUUUGAUGCUAAACACAUGCCACAUCAAACCUGUGGAUAGAUCCACUUGUAUUGACCAUUACUUAUUAUGUGGGUGAGACUAUACACAUAUGCACAUGACUCCCUGUGUCGGUGUAUUUUAUGUUACUGGCAUCCCUACUAGUGAUGGUGGUUCACUUUGGGGUUAUUUAAUCCAAUUGCAAGAAAAAGUUCAUAUUCACAUUAUAAAAUAGUCAAGGAAGGAAAUGUUCUCUUUUGCUUUUGGUUGGUAAUGGGAAAUGUGGGUCAUAGCUAAAAUUCUUAAAAGGUCCAUGGCAGCCAGUUUAAAAACAACUAGUAUCAUGUAUCUGGAUAUAUCAGCAAUUCCCUCAAAUUUAAUACCAGAUACCUGAUCUCUUAGUAUUUAUUGGGAAAAUAUUUGCUGCCAUUAUAGAAGCCUUAAAACUAAAUUUUAUUAGAUUGGUACAAAAGUAAUUGCAGUUUAAAAGUUAGCAAUAAUUGCAAAAAGCACAAUUACUUUUGCACCAACCUAACACUAGUAGCUUGACUAACUCAAUUACAUAUUUGUUACCCUUGAUAGAAUUAAGGUUGAGUUGAUUGGGAUGAAUGCCGUAGUUCUUACAGUGAAGUUGUAAUGUCCAUUAAGAAUAUCCAGGAAAAGCCUGUGUUAUAUAGAAAUACUGAAUCUCCAGUAAACAAUAAGAGGUCUCAGUGAGCCAUGAAUUGAAAUUCUGAAAUUCUUGGAAGACCUCUUGAAACAUAGAUAAUACUGUUUGGUAAAUGUUUCUGUUAAAGACACUUAUAUUGUAUAAAAUUCUGCCAUGUAGAGACUUAUUUAUCUAUCUUUCCUCAAGGUUUAAAAUAGGAGUAGUGAUUUGGAAAAAUAUAAAACUAUGAGACUAAUUUUCCUCUGUGGCAUCAGUUGUAUCACUAUAUCACUUCUCUUUUUCGAUCAAUAAGAGCUUCACUUUGUUGGAAAGUAACUGUGAGAACCCAAUUCCCCAUCCGUCUUUCUUCUGGACUGUGCAUAGACAUCAAAAUGUCCCCACAGUUCAGGGGAUAAGCCUUCCAUGGAAGCUGUUGCUUGAACCACAUAAACAAAGAGUUGUCUUCAAACUUUGGAAAAACAUGUAAAUGACAACAUUCUCCUCCAUCUUUCAGAAACAUACUCUGUAGCAUUUUUUUUCAACUAUAAGAGAAAUAUUGUUUGUACAUUCUAAUGAGUUCUAAAAUCCUCUCAUACUUUCUGGUAAAAGGCUAUCAUUGCACAUAAGCUUCUAUUUUUAUUUUAAAGUGCAAAAGGGCUAAUGUGGCUUUAAAAUAUAAUGUAUGAGUUUCAUCUGAAAAGUGUAUAUAUGUUUUGCGUGUAAAAUUGCAUAUUUUGUGUUUCAAUUACUUUUUUUUUCUUUUGGGGAUACCAGAUUUUCCAGAACCACAACUGACACCUUUUUUAUUAUUAUUGUUAUUAUUAUUAUUAUUGUUUUUAUAUUUUCAUGGAAACAUCAGUUAGUAAGACUACAAUGUCAAAUAAGAAAAAAAAUCAUAAUUGUAAGAUGGGGGAAGGGAAAGUUAUCGUUUUUUAUUAUUAUUUUUAUUUUGUAUGUUAAAGAGAGUGAGUCCUUGAUUUCAAAGUUUCAUUGUGCUUAACUGAUAAUAAGCACUGCUAAUUUGUAGAACAAGCAUGCAGCUUUGAAAACCUAUUAAGGGGAAGAGUGAAAGCUGUGCCUUGGCAAAGCUGGGAGGACAAAUGGCUUUCUUUACUGUCCUGAGUAUUUGAGUAAACAUAAGGACUUCUGAGCUAUUUCAGCACUAUGCAGAUGGCACUAGGGACUCAGAAAUGCCUGUACUGUAUCUCUUAGGUUUGCCAUUAGCCAAGCCUAAGUGUAUCUACUGGCUUCAUGUCCUGCUGGAAAUUUAAUGCUCUUUGAGUGUAUGAGUCGCUAGGACAAUGGGGUAAGAGAAUAUUAAAGACAAACAAAUAGGAGUGGGCUGAAUGGAGUUCUUGAGGCCUCAGCUCAAUGCAAUUAGCUGAAAAAUGGAUAGUUUUUUGUUUGGAGGUGGUUAGAAACAGAAAUGGAGAAUAGAACUUUGUUCAUUAAAUCCAUUUACAUUUUGUUUUCUUAAUAUUACCCUAAUACAGUAUGUGGGAUGUUGAAUGAUAAAGGGUGUUUUUUUUUUAUUUUUAUAAUUGUACAAAAAUUAAGUAAAUAUCAAAUGUUUUAUAUACUUUAUUAAUGUUCUUGAAAGGUACUUUCAUAUAGAUGUGAUACUUUUUUUUAAAACUUCAUUUGCUUGUCUUUUGGUAUUUUGUGUUAUGGGCUUUUGGUGAGCCAGAGGCAAAUCUACAAGUCACUUAUGUUUGCCGAGACAUGCAAUAAAAUUAAAAAUUAAAUAAAAAGUCAUUGAGAAAUGGU